UAAUGUAUAUAGUCCUCGAGAGUCGAACACCAUCUGCUUCCCCAUUCAAACACGUAUAUAGUUGUCAGCUCCAUUCCUUUAUAAAAACCAACCCAACACCGAUUCGUGACUCUCUCUCUCCUAUCACUCCAAUUCAAAGAUAAACCUCGUUUUCCAGGGCUCAAAUUUCGAUUCGCAGAGUCAAGUCACCAAAGUCAGAAUUUUGAGCUUGGUUUCAGUGAUAUGAGGGUCAAUUGAGUAGUGGGUAUUGGCUAGAAUUUGAAAAGAAAUGAGUUACAGAAGGAGGUUUGGGAAAGAUAAUAGUGCAAAUGCUGUUGAAGGUUCUGCUUCAAGUGAAGAAGCCAAUGAAGCAUCAAAGAGUCUUGAUCAUGAAGUGGCUCACCUCACUAAGCUUAGAUCAAGGCCCCAUCAGCAUUUGAGGGGGGUCUUGCCCGGAAAGUUGAGGUUACCGGUGUCAACACUGAAAAUGUUGAUGGGCCGUGAAAGUAAUUAUUCGGGACGAGGGAGGUUUUCGUCAGCAGAUGCUUGUCAUGUUUUAAGCCGGUAUCUGCCCAUUAAUGGUCCAUGGGGGGUGGACCAGUUGAAUAGCCCUGCAUAUGUUUCUCAGUUUUCGAAUGAUGGCUUGUUUUUUGUUGCUGGAUUUCAGGGGGGUCAUAUUAGAAUAUAUAAUGUUGAAAAGGGAUGGACAGUUCAGAAGGACAUUCUAACCAAAAGCUUGAGAUGGACAAUUACUGAUACAUCUCUAGCACCAGAUCAGCGAUUUCUUGCAUAUGCUAGCAUGUCACCUAUUGUCCAUAUUGUGAAUGCUGGAUCUUCUACGACAGAGUCACUUGCAAACAUUACGGAAAUACAUGAAGAUCUGGAUUUUUCUGUUGAUUAUGAUGAAGAAUUUGGAAUAUUCUCUGUUAAAUUUUCAACUGAUGGGCGAGAGCUUGUGGCUGGAAGUAGUGAUGCUUCAAUACAUGUUUAUGAUCUCCAAGCAAACAAAGUUAGCCUCAAAAUACCAGCGCAUACGUCAGAUGUAAACACAGUAUGCUUUGCAGAUGAGACUGGCCAUCUCAUAUUUUCUGGCGGUGAUGAUAACCUCUGUAAGGUGUGGGAUAGACGCUGCUUUAUCACGAAAGGGCAAGCAGCUGGGGUUCUGAUGGGACAUCUUGAAGGCAUAACGUUUAUUGAUAGUCGGGGAGAUGGACGUUACUUAAUAUCAAAUGGGAAGGAUCAGACUACCAAACUUUGGGAUAUACGGAAGAUGUCCUCUAGAAAUAUGUAUCCAAGGAUUACAGAUCGUGACUGGGAUUACAGGUGGAUGGAGUACCCAGCUGAUGCAAGAACUUCGAGACAUCCCUUGGAUCAGUCGUUGGCUACAUAUAGAGACCAUUCAGUCCUGCGCACUUUAAUUCGCUGUUAUUUUUCUCCAGCAUAUAGCACUGGACAAAAGUACAUCUACACUGGAUCUAGUGAUCAUUCGGUCUAUAUUUAUGAUUUGGUGACUGGCGCUCAAGUUGCGAAACUCUUCCAUCAUGAUGGACCUGUAAGAGAUUGUAGCUGGCAUCCUACAUAUCCCAUGUUGGUCAGUUCUUCCUGGGAUGGGAGUAUCGUGAGAUGGGAGUUUCCGGGAGAUGAUCAAGUUCCUACGCUGGUCAAGCCAAGAGUAAGGCGGAGGAGAGCUUUCUAUUGAGGAUGGUUCAUUGCUUUGCACAUUACAAGAUGUUCUUGGUAUUAAGUUUUUUAAAUAGUUCUCAAAGUUGUAGGUACAGUCAGUGAACUCAGUACGGAGAAGUUAUAGGUCUUUCUUCACAGCUGUGUAAUGGCUGUACAAAUGUAAAUGUAUGCUCAAAAUCCAUAUGGUGUAUAAAGUGCAAUAAUAACGUCCAAAUGAUUUGUUCUAGUAUUCA
Messenger RNA from Rosa rugosa (rugosa rose), 1895 nucleotides. RefSeq names its product LEC14B homolog. Gene Ontology annotation, cellular component: Cul4-RING E3 ubiquitin ligase complex. Gene Ontology annotation, molecular function: protein binding. The coding region runs from base 269 to 1678 and encodes 469 amino acids. The record is from RefSeq and is a predicted model, not a curated record. Gene Ontology annotation, biological process: proteasome-mediated ubiquitin-dependent protein catabolic process. NCBI's taxonomy places the organism in Eukaryota, Viridiplantae, Streptophyta, Magnoliopsida, Rosales, Rosaceae. The transcript has 10 exons.